Erythranthe guttata (spotted monkey flower) is the source of this 1908-nucleotide messenger RNA. Its product is annotated as threonine synthase, chloroplastic. Gene Ontology annotation, biological process: amino acid metabolic process. Gene Ontology annotation, molecular function: pyridoxal phosphate binding. Lineage: Eukaryota; Viridiplantae; Streptophyta; Magnoliopsida; Lamiales; Phrymaceae. The record is from RefSeq and is a predicted model, not a curated record.
AGUCCCUGACAGAAACAAUCUCAUCCAAAAUCAUUCGACACUCCGAGUCACAUUGCCCACCUCCACUUCUCUCAACAAUGGCGGCUCCUCACAUUUUCAGAUCCUCCUUCCUCUCUACACAACCCCUCCCCCACAACUCCUCCGCCGUACGCGCCGCCCCUCAAAGCCCCCUCUCCAUCCGCGCAACCGCCACCUCCUCCGAUGCCUCCGCCCCAAUCAAGCACCGCCGCACGGAGGAGAACAUCCGCGACGAGGCCCGGCGCCACACCUCCUCCCACAACUUCUCCGCCAAGUACGUCCCCUUCAACGCCGAGCCCACCUCCACCGAAUCCUACUCCCUCGACGAGAUCGUCUACCGCAGCCGCUCCGGCGGCCUCCUCGACGUCCAGCACGACAUGGAAGCCCUGAAGAAAUUCGACGGCGAGUACUGGCGCUCCCUCUUCGACUCGCGCGUGGGCAAGACCACCUGGCCCUACGGCUCCGGCGUCUGGUCCAAGAAGGAGUGGGUCCUCCCCGAGAUCGACAGCGACGACAUCGUCAGCGCGUUCGAAGGUAACUCCAACCUCUUCUGGGCUGAGCGUUACGGCAAACAGUUUCUGGGCAUGAACGAUCUCUGGGUCAAGCACUGCGGUAUCAGCCACACCGGCAGCUUCAAGGAUCUCGGCAUGACCGUACUGGUCAGCCAGGUUAACCGCCUCCGCAAAAUGAACCGCCCAGUCGUCGGAGUCGGCUGCGCCUCCACCGGCGACACCUCAGCCGCCCUCUCCGCCUACUGCGCCUCCGCCGGAAUCCCAUCCAUCGUCUUCCUCCCCGCCAAUCGAAUCUCCAUCGCCCAGCUCGUUCAGCCAAUCGCAAACGGAGCCUUCGUUCUUAGCCUCGACACCGAUUUCGACGGCUGUAUGCAGUUGAUCCGCGAAGUCACAUCGGAGCUGCCUAUCUACUUGGCCAAUUCUUUAAACAGUCUCCGAUUAGAGGGGCAAAAAACCGCGGCCAUCGAAAUACUUCAGCAGUUCGAUUGGCAGGUGCCCGAUUGGGUAAUCAUCCCGGGCGGAAACCUAGGCAACAUAUACGCGUUCUACAAAGGCUUCCAAAUGUGCAAAGAGCUAGGGCUUGUCGAUAAAAUCCCCCGACUCGUCUGCGCUCAAGCCGCCAACGCGAAUCCUCUCUACCUCCAUUACAAAUCGGGGUGGACGGAUUUCAAAGCCGUCAAAGCGGGGACCACUUUCGCAUCCGCCAUUCAAAUCGGAGACCCCGUCUCGAUCGAUAGGGCCGUCCUCGCGCUGCAAAAUUCAAACGGGAUUUGCGAGGAGGCGACCGAGGAGGAGCUGAUGAAUGCAAUGGCGCAAGCUGAUUCGACCGGGAUGUUUAUCUGCCCGCAUACCGGCGUCGCUUUGUCUGCUCUGAUCAAGCUGAGGAACAGCGGUGUUAUCGGGCCCACAGAUAGGACUGUUGUUGUGAGUACCGCGCACGGAUUGAAGUUCACGCAGUCGAAGAUCGAUUACCAUUCGAAUGCGAUCAAGGAUAUGGACUGUAGGUACGCGAAUCCGCCGGUGCAUGUGAAGGCGGAUUUCGGUUCGGUUAUGGACGUUCUGAAGAAGUAUCUGCUAAGCAAAGAUUCCAAGGUGCAAUGAGUAAGUUUUCGUGUUGCCUUGGUUAGCUUUUAGAAGAGGCGAUCCCUUUUGGUUUUUCCCCGAUUAUAAUUGUUGUUUUUUUCAUGGAUAUCGUUGCACAAUUUUUGAUUCGGAGUUUUCUGUUUAAUGAAACUAUGUUUUUUUGAGUUCGAGAUUUUCAUGCAUCUCAUCUGAUGUGGCUUUCGGUAGACUUAUCGUUUGAUGCAUGUCAUGAUUUAGUGAAUGAUGAAGCAUGCAUACAAGGAUAGAUACAAGAAUGAACACACUGUUUAUCUUC